AUGGGUGAUAUGAGCAAUCGUGACCUUGGAAUAGAGGUUAAAAUAUUUCUCAAGAACCUCGCAGAAGCUGGAGCAACUCUCUUGAAUAUUAUCAAACCAGACACGAGGGAACUUAAUAUGGAGGAAGUAAAAAUGGGUGACCUUGUGAGGUAUGAGACGCUAAGGCCACUUUUACCCCCUAAGGUUGAGAUUGAGGUUAAGACUGAGGCCAGGACUGAGGUUAAGACUGAGGCCAAGGCUACUCCCUUCCAAGACUUCUCUCAAGAUUGGAUACAUUCGUACAAAAUUUGCGUACACCAAGAACCUCAAGAUCUCCAAGAACCGCAAGGUCUCCAAGAAACACAAGAUCUCCAAGAACCACAAGAUCCUCAAGAACCACAAGAUCUCCAAGAACCACAAGAUCCUCAAGAACCACAAGAUCUCCAAGAAUCACAAGAUCUCCAAGAACCACAAAGUCUCCAAGAACCACAAGAUCCUCAAGAACCACAAAAUCUCCAAGAACCGCAAGGUCUCCAAGAACCACAAGGUCUCAAGAACCACAAGAUCUCCAAGAACCACAAGAUCCUCAAGAACCACAAGAUCCUCAAGAACCACAAGAUCUCCAAGAACCACAAGGUCUCCUAG
This is a messenger RNA of Procambarus clarkii (red swamp crayfish), 624 nucleotides long. The record is from RefSeq and is a predicted model, not a curated record. Lineage: Eukaryota; Metazoa; Arthropoda; Malacostraca; Decapoda; Cambaridae.